Molecule: messenger RNA, 2925 nt
Organism: Priapulus caudatus
Lineage: Eukaryota; Metazoa; Priapulida; Priapulimorpha; Priapulimorphida; Priapulidae
Product: hepatocyte growth factor receptor-like
Exons: 15
Coding region: 53-2263 (736 amino acids)
Biological process (GO): cell surface receptor protein tyrosine kinase signaling pathway; positive regulation of kinase activity; protein phosphorylation
Cellular component (GO): signaling receptor complex
Molecular function (GO): ATP binding; transmembrane receptor protein tyrosine kinase activity
Source: RefSeq, a predicted model, not a curated record
UUUGUUGAUCACUGUCACCGGUAACAACCUGGACUGUGCGGCCCGACCCCUAAUGACCUUCAACUUCUGUCCCGUGGUGAGGUCACGCCGGGCAGUGAACAUCACCGUCUGUGAUUAUGAGCAGGAGUGUCGCAGUUCCAAGGACGGCCGGACCCUCGAGUGCCUCUCGCCGAACGUUGCCGACCUUGACCUCGUGGUGACCCCCAAGGACCCAUAUCCGGUCUUAGCCAUUCUCGUCAUGGAUGGGGUGAAGCAGGAUCAGAUGUUCGAACCGGAUGCCGGAUAUCUGCGCCGCUUCCAGUACUACCCGGAUCCCGUCUUCCUGCCGCUCUCUCCCGUGGAGGGAAACGCGACAGAGAAUGUCACCUAUCUGUUGAGUUAUCAAGCUGAGCAACUGACCAUAUAUGGAGAGAACCUCUUGGCUGCAGGCGAUUUUAGCGCCAUCGUUGUCGACCUAGGACUCAACGACACGUGCGCGGUCGUCGGCCUGUCGGCUACUAGCGUCACGUGCGUGCUGCCGGUCGACAGAGAGACGGACGAGCCGUACACAGUUACCGUCUCCGUCGGCAACAUCGACACCGUCGUCGGCAACCUCGUGCUCUCGUCGCAGCUCACGACGCCGACGUCGACACUGGCGCCACCUACGACCAACGCGUUAAUAGAGCGCUCUAGUGGCGACGUAGCGCUGUACGUGCUGGGGACGCUGCUAGCGCUGGCUGUGCCUGUGAUCGCUAUAUUCCUUAUAAUGCGCAAGCGCCGCAUCGGACCCUUCCGCAAGGAGACCAACGCUCGCGUCUUCUACACCCCUCACCCGGGCGCCUCGCAGCCGUACGACACGGCCCCUGGCGAGGCGGCAGCUAUCCUGGACCUCGACGACGAGCUGCGCUUCAUGCUGGAGACUGCCGACGUUCUGAUUGCCAGGGAAAAGCUCAUCCUCGGCGAAGUGCUGGGAUCGGGUCAUUUCGGCUGCGUGUACAAAGGUCAUUUUGUCAAGGACAAGAUGGAUAUUAUUGACGUCGCCAUAAAGACGUUGAACCGAGUCCAGGAUCAAGACACGCGCGCCUUCUUUAAGGAAGGGCUCAUCAUGAAGGACUUUAAGCACGAGAACGUCGUGCCACUGAUAGGCAUUUGCCUGCCUAGCGGUACUGACGGACCGAUGGUAGUACUGCCUUACAUGCAGAACGGAGACCUGCUCUCCUACAUACGCGACGAGAACAAUACGCCUACCGUGAGAAUCUUGCUCAGGUUCAGUCUGCAGAUAGCCGACGGCAUGAAGUACUUGUCUGAACUGAAGUUCGUACACCGGGACCUCGCAGCGAGGAACUGCAUGCUGGACGACAAGCUGGUGGCAAAGGUCGCCGACUUCGGCCUGUCACGUGACGUUUACGAGGAGAAUCUCUAUACGUGCAAGGACCACAAAGCGAAGCUGCCGAUUAAGUGGAUGCCGAUAGAGAGUCUAGAGAAGGGAACCUACAGCCUCAAGUCAGACGUGUGGUCGUACGGUGUCGUCAUGUGGGAGCUGAUGACGCGUGGAGUCACGCCCUACCCGGACGUGGACAGCUGGGACAUCGUGACGUAUCUCCGCAUCGGCAGACGCCUCCCGAAGCCGACCUACUGCCCCGACGAUCUCUAUGCGAUCAUGCUGCAGUGCUGGUGUCUGAGUGCCAUAGACCGGCCGACGUUCGCACAGCUGUCCGAGUCACUCGCCGACCUUCUCGCACGCUUCCAGAGGUUAGACUCGGCGUCACAACCCCUGACCCUUGACGUCACGUACGAGAACGUUCCGUCGGGUCAUGCAGCGGCCGCCGGCGCUGCUGCUGUUGCCGAUCCAGAGUGUUCGACGCUGCCUCGAUCACACACAGUGUCGGAGAACGCGUCGCAGGCGCAGAAGAAGCUACCAACGUCUUCCGCCAGGCCGCGCCACCUGAGCUUGCCCGUCGGUGUCUCAGAGGAUGUCGCCACCCAUAUCCCGGGAGAGGGCGCAGAGGUCGCCGUACCGCCGACGCCGCCGAUAUCGCCGGUAGGCCAUGCCCCUGAUCUCGGCUCGUCCAAGCAUAACCUGUACACCCAAGAGCCGCAUCACAGCUUGCUGCCAGACGGCAUCGGUUUUCCAAACAUCUCUGCAGAGGACGCGCAGGCGGCGCCACCUGCGACCGACCACGCUUACAGCAACGUGCCCAAGCCCCUUCCCCGCUCCACCAGCAUUCACCAGCAGCAGCUACAGGAGGAGCCGAAGAAGGAAGAGGAGGAGGAGGAGGAGUAGCAGCAGCAGCAGGAGGAGAAGGAGGAGACGUAAGGAAGCAGGCUGAACGCGGGGGCUAGAACUCCGGGUGCGAGCGAGCUCGGCGACAAACGAGCAGACGACCACCGAGAAUGCACCGCAGCGACAGUAGCAGCUAGUGGCGCCCCCUGCCAGAGGAACGUCAACCUGGGACGUAGAUGGGCUACACGCUCUUAGGGAGAAGACAGACUAGACGGAGCAAGGGUGAGGCGGGCUAGAAUGGUAUCAGGUUGAUGCUGAGCCUGAGGGUAUGAGGGGGAAGGGUGCAAACUAGGGGACGUAAAGGGUUAGGAAUACUGUGGUCAGGUGACGACAGACUCGGAACUCGAGGAGGAAGCGGCAUACUAAGGGGAGGGGAGUGCAGAGAACGAAGGAGGGUAUGCAUACCCACUCAUGGGGAGAGGGUAUGCAUGUUAAAUGGAAGUAUCAGGGAAUAAGUUCCCAGUAUAGGUUCUAUUUCUAUAUAUUAGUACUCGAUAUUAUCGUAUAUUGUAUAUCGUAUAUUGUAUACAUUGUGUGUAUAUUGUAUUGUUGUAUUACGAAUAUUGUAUGUUAUAAUGCUAGAUAUACUCGCUGUGAUAGUCGGCAAAACUGUGUUAAACACUAAAAGAACAGAGAGAGAGAGAGAGAGAGAGAGAGAGAGA